AUGGCCAAAAAGAAGCCGGCCAGCACACCAGUGGAGACGCCAGUUUCAGAUGCCGGCUUGCCCCUGGCCAUUCCCUUUCUUCCUGUGCCGCAGUUCAGGAGGUUUGCCGCGAAUGAGCCCGGCGAUGCGGGCUUCGACCCCCUGAAUCUGGCACGCGACUUGAAGGGCUUCAACAACCUGCGGGAGGCCGAGUUGAAGCACGCCCGCCUGGCGAUGCUGGCUGCUGUGGGCUGGCCACUGGCCGAGAUGCUCCAGCCUCCAUUGGCCAAGCUGACGGAGCAGCCAUCACUUCUGGCACCCAAUAGCCGAGCGCCCUCCUUCCUCAACGGCGGCUUCGGAGAGCCCCAGCUGAUCCUGACCCUCGGACUAAGGGUUCGGGGUUUGGAGGUUUUGGGGGUUUAG
Symbiodinium necroappetens is the source of this 402-nucleotide messenger RNA. The record is from the annotation of a GenBank genome assembly. NCBI's taxonomy places the organism in Eukaryota, Dinophyceae, Suessiales, Symbiodiniaceae.